CCAUGGCGUCGCCGAGCUCGAGGACAUAGUGUGUCAGCGCCGUCACAUGGGGAUCAUUGCUGCUUCGCCGCGCCGAGUCCCGAACUCCUCCACGUGACUAUCAUGGACUCAGAACAGUGCCAUCGCAUCCAUCUCACUGAUCGUGUUCGAUUUCAUCCAGUAGAUAACAUGGAAAGAAGAAUAGAUUAUGUGGUCUUUGACAUGGAUGGCCUUCUCAUCGACACGGAGAGAGUAUAUACCGAAGUCACCAAUGAUAUCCUUGGUCGCUACGGCAAGAUCAUGACAUGGGACAUCAAGGCACAGCUCAUGGGAAAACCACAAAUUGAAUCUGUGACACACCUGCUAUCUUUGUUUCCCGGAAUCGAUAUCACGAUCGACCAGUACAUCACAGAGUCCCAAAAAAAGCUAGAUGCGAACUGGCCAACCGUGCAGCUCCUUCCGGGAGUACAGAGGUUAAUCCAGCACCUGGUGAAACACAACGUUCCAAUCGUAGUCGCCACUGCUUCCUCACGACGGAACUUUGUCCGCAAGUCUGAGAAUCUCAAAGAAUUCUUCGACUACUUUCAAGACAACAUUGUCUGCGCUGAUGAUGUAGCAGGCAAGACUACGGGGAAGCCUGACCCUUAUAUUUUCUUGUAUGCUGCAGGUGUUCUAGGCAAGGCAGUGGGCGCUAUGGAGCAGUGCACAGAGGCUGAGGCUGUGGAAAGGGGCAAAGGACUCGUUUUUGAAGACGCCGUUUACGGUGUCCAGGCGGGGAAAAGAGCCGGAAUGUCAGUUGUCUGGGUACCUGACGAACGCCUUUUGGACGUUGCCAGUCCCAGCCCAUACGUCCCAGAUGAGACGCUUACGUCCAUCGAGCAUUUCAAGCCCGAGAAGUGGGGCCUCCCACCUUACGACACCCAAUGACGCUACCGAUAUCGAUUAUAGGUUGUAAAAGGCGCUGCCACACAUAAAAGCUACUCUUCGUCGGUGCAUUGGACAAAAAUAGUUCAAAAUCCCCUGAUUGAAAGUGAUCGAUGAUCAUUUGUGGCUGCCUUUCCGCAUACUAUCACAAUCACAUCUCGGGCAUCACCUUGGCGUA
Molecule: messenger RNA, 1081 nt
Organism: Suillus fuscotomentosus
Lineage: Eukaryota; Fungi; Basidiomycota; Agaricomycetes; Boletales; Suillaceae
Product: HAD-like protein
Exons: 5
Coding region: 103-906 (267 amino acids)
Molecular function (GO): phosphatase activity
Source: RefSeq, a predicted model, not a curated record